AUGGUGGCGUACACCUAUAGAUCUGCCUACGAUGAAUCUGAAUGGGCAACAAAGGAUAUCAUCUAUGUUUCCAUACUAGGCCCGUUCCUUGUAGCUGCUUUCCUGGAGUGGUUUCUAUGGCUAGCAGCUUUUUUAUACUGCCUGGGCAAAGUGUUUGUGAAAGCAGAUCAUUGGAGCAUUAAAGUACUUGCUGUUGUCAUGAUGGUGUUUUUCACGGCAUUUCGAUUGGUGACAAAUUCUGUCGGACGGACAAAACGGAUCAAGGAGGUCCUUGAUGAAUGUACUGCUCCUAAAACUGUCAUCGUCAUGCCGGUGUAUAAGGAGGAACCUGACGUACUAAUCAAAGCUGUGAACUCGGUGGUCGACUGUGAUUAUCCACCAUCAUGCAUUCAUGUCUUUCUAUCCUACGAUGGAGGUCAAGUCGACGAGUCAUAUCUCACAGUGGUCGGUCAUCUUGGCAUUCCCGUCACACUCAAGAGCUACCCAGAAAGCAUCGACGUGUCUUAUAAAGGUGCUCGAAUAACUGUAUCGCGUUUCAAGCAUGGUGGAAAAAGACAUUGUCAAAAGCAGACCUUCAAACUAAUCGACAAGGUUUACGCUAAAUACCUUCAGAGACAUGACAAUCUCUUCGUGCUUUUUAUCGAUUCGGAUUGCAUUCUCGAUCGAGUCUGCCUUCAGAAUUUCAUGUACGACAUGGAGUUAAAACCGGGGAGUAAACGCAAUAUGCUAGCCAUGACGGGCGUUAUCACCUCCACCACUCAAAAGAACACUCUCAUUACUCUAUUACAGGAUAUGGAGUAUAUCCACGGCCAACUGUUUGAGCGAUCGGUUGAAUCAGGAUGCGGAUCAGUUACUUGCCUGCCAGGCGCUCUAACGAUUCUCCGCUUCUCAGCCUUCCGCAAAAUGGCCAAAUAUUAUUUUGCGGAUAAAGCAGAGCAGUGCGAGGACCUGUUCGAUUUCGGCAAAUGCCAUCUUGGCGAAGACCGCUGGCUCACCCAUCUUUUCAUGAUUGGAGCCAAGGAGCGCUACCAAAUACAAAUGUGCACGAGUGCCUUUUGUAAAACGGAGGCCGUGCAAACAUUCCGCAGUCUCCUGAAACAGCGAAGACGGUGGUUCCUCGGCUUCAUCACGAAUGAAGUAUGUAUGCUCACCGACAUCCGUUUGUGGUAUCGAUAUCCCAUGCUCUGCCUCGUUCGCUUCAUGCAAAAUACAAUCCGCACAACAGCGCUCCUCUUUUUCAUCAUGAUCAUAUCGGUCAUGACAACAUCUAACCGCAUCGAAAACCUCCCUGUCGGCUUCAUCGCAGUAUCUCUAGGCUUGAAUUACCUGUUAAUGUUCUACUUCGGCGCCAAGCUUCGACGGUACAAAGCAUGGCUCUAUCCUCUCAUGUUCCUUCUGAAUCCCUUCUUCAACUGGCUUUACAUGGUUUACGGAAUCUUCACCGCCGGCCAGCGGACAUGGGGUGGCCCGCGCGCGGAUGCAGCAGCAGCAGAUGAAAAUACGACUCCUGAGGAAGCCGCAGUGAAAGCAAAAGCGACAGGUGACGAGCUGAAUGUUAAUGUCGAUACUUUCCGCGCAGGUGCUGAGGGGAAAACCUCCGUCGUCCCCAUCCAUCCAUCGGAGGGGAUUGAAGGACGAUUCGCGGCACCAGAUCUACAGCCAAAUGGAUACUACUACACAGAGAACGAGAACAUAUCCACGAUGACGUUUCCAGACUUUUUGCCGCGGAAUUACAACCACAGCCACAACGCGAAUGCAAAUACAAAUGGACAUGGAAACCUGAACGUGACUUACCAAGGCCUCUCUCCACUCCCCUUGCACCCACGCGCAUCCUUCGAUUCAGACUGGACCAACGGGUCGAGUUCGAUAAUACACAUGCCACGGACUGUGGAGAGUAUUAUGGGUGAGGAGGAUCAGAGGAAGUUGCAGCUCGCGCGGCAGUCAAGAGCUUGUUCGAGUGUUGGUGUUGAGUGGGGCGAUUACGACGAGCAGUAUCAGCGGGACGAUGUGUCCGAGAGGGACAGGGACAGAGAGAGGGGGGGUAGUAACUCUGGGCUGGCUUUCCAAGCAUAUGAUGGCGGGAGCGGGAAUUUGACUCCGCCCGAUACGAUUCGUGGGCGGUCGGCGGGGAGGAGUCCCUUGGGGAGGAAUAGUCCUGUUCAUGCUGUAGAGGAUGGUGAUGAUGUAGCUGCAGCAGAGUUGGAAGGAGGAUUACGGGAUGUAGGGGAUGAUGCGGAGCAGCAACAGCAGGAGGAAGGGAGAGAUCAGGGUGGUGAGGACUAUGGAAAGAAGGGGCGGAGACCGGCGUGGUUAGUUAAGAGAUCGCGGGAUUGUAAUCCCGAUCCAGGGGAUAUGGUUUAA
Messenger RNA from Paracoccidioides brasiliensis Pb18, 2361 nucleotides. Its product is annotated as chitin synthase D. Gene Ontology annotation, molecular function: chitin synthase activity. Bases 1 to 2361 code for a protein of 786 amino acids. The transcript is spliced from 3 exons. Gene Ontology annotation, cellular component: cell periphery; cell septum. The record is from RefSeq and is a predicted model, not a curated record.